AUGCCGUUCGAUCAUUCCGACGUUGGUCUGAUCUCCCUAAUUGAACUUGGCAAGGUCUUCCACCGAAAGCGAAAGGGCAGGAUGUCAACGCAUAUAGUUCCGUUCGACAGAAGGCAACCCAGUCAUUUAAACCAGUGCGAGGGUAUUGCAUUCAAAAAAAUCCACCCUCUUGACUCAUGGAGAAUUGACCAGGAUGGCCCAGCAGGAGGUUGGUUCCAUGAACCUCCUAGUCCAACUGCCAUGGUGAAGGAAAAUCGGAUGAUCUGUUGUGGUGGUGCUGAUGCUGAGGAUGCUGUUUCUCACCACCAAUGCCCCUAUAAGUCCCCUGACUACUACUAUGAAGAGCGACUUGCUGAUGGUCAAUCCCCUUACCAGCAUCAUCGUUACAAGUAUCGCUACCAACGUCCCCGAAGCCAAUCUCCUCCCCAGCGUCGUCGUGGCUCUAUUGACCGUAAUGACCCUGGCCCUACUGAACGUGGUCCUACUAGUAAUGGUGGUCCCCUUGGCUAUGGUCCUCCGGGAUAUGGACCUCCUCGACUCAACUUUAACGGCCACCAGCUCCCUGCCUGUAUCGAAGACGAAGAAUUAACUAAAGAGUAUGUGUUGAGUGACGUAUCUCGAUCUGCGUCUCAGCCGGCUGGCCAGGAUGCCGAUGGGCCUGAAGACUUGGUAUUCGGGGAGGUCCAUCCUCUAUUUCAGAUGUACUCCGAACUCCCGAAGGUUGCGAACCCCCCAUACUUACUAUCAAGGGCUUUCGAAGCUUCCUUGAAGAAACCUUUAAGGAUUGGGCUUCUGCUCUGGAUGCUGUAA
Fusarium odoratissimum NRRL 54006 is the source of this 810-nucleotide messenger RNA. RefSeq lists its product as uncharacterized. Lineage: Eukaryota; Fungi; Ascomycota; Sordariomycetes; Hypocreales; Nectriaceae. The transcript has 4 exons. Bases 1 to 810 code for a protein of 269 amino acids. The record is from RefSeq and is a predicted model, not a curated record.